This is a messenger RNA of Corythoichthys intestinalis (scribbled pipefish), 8563 nucleotides long. RefSeq names its product acid-sensing (proton-gated) ion channel family member 4a (gene asic4a). The record is from RefSeq and is a predicted model, not a curated record. Gene Ontology annotation, cellular component: plasma membrane. The transcript is spliced from 10 exons. NCBI's taxonomy places the organism in Eukaryota, Metazoa, Chordata, Actinopteri, Syngnathiformes, Syngnathidae. Gene Ontology annotation, molecular function: ligand-gated sodium channel activity. Gene Ontology annotation, biological process: sodium ion transmembrane transport. The coding region runs from base 193 to 1821 and encodes 542 amino acids.
AGGAGCAGCAGCAACACUAUCAGACAGAGUACAGGCAGCAACGGCAGCAGCAGCAGCAAACUCUUCUCCGUUUCCCUUCUUUCUGGAGUUGUUUCUUUGGAGCGCGGUCGUCAAAGGAAAAGGCGAUCCGGGGCUUUGAUAGCUGCUCUAAAAAACAUAAACAAACCAACAAACGCAGACCUGGCUGCCCCCAUGCCUAUCGAAUUUGUUUGCAAAAUCAAGUUUGCAGAGGAGGAUGAGAAGCAGAAAAACAAGCAGGAUGGGGACAAGGAGAGUCUGAUCGAGGAGAGCUGUGCACCUCCGGCCAAGGACUUGGCUGGGUUUGCAAACUCCUGCUCCCUGCAUGGGAUUAAUCACAUCUUUGUCUCUGGUCGACUCGGCAUCCGGCAGACUCUGUGGGCACUCGCCUUCCUCACUUCUCUGGCGCUCUUUGUGUACCAGGCGGCAAAGUGCGCCAUCUCCUACCUGGAGCACCCGCAUGUCACGGCGUUGAACGAAGAGGCCACCCCGGAGAUGGUUUUCCCCGCCGUCACCAUCUGCAACAUCAACCGCUUUCGCUUCUCCGCGCUGACUGACGCCGACAUCUACCACCUGGCUAACUUGACGGGACUGCCCCCCAAAAACAGGGAUGGGCACAAGCCCACAGAUCUGAUGUACCCUGCCCCUGACAUGCAGGACAUCUUCAACAGGACGGGACAUCAGCUGGACGAGAUGCUCAUGAGCUGCAACUUCAGCGGACAGAACUGCACGGCGGAGGACUUCACUGUGGUUUACACCAGAUAUGGGAAAUGUUACACCUUUAAUGGAAACAAGACCACAUCCAGGAAAACCAAGCAAGGUGGAAUGGGAAAUGGGCUGGAGAUCAUGCUGGAUAUCCAGCAGGACGAAUAUCUGCCAAUAUGGAGGGAAACAAAUGAGACGUCUCUGGAGGCCGGAAUCCGAGUUCAAAUCCACAGUCAGGAUGAGCCUCCCUACAUCCACCAGCUGGGCUUCGGUGUCUCUCCGGGCUUCCAGACCUUUGUUUCAUGUCAGGAGCAAAGGCUGACCUACCUGCCCCAGCCCUGGGGGAACUGCCGCUCCAGCAGCAAGGAGAAGUUCCCCGGAUACGACACGUACAGCAUCAGCGCCUGUCGCUUGCUCUGCGAGACCAAUGAGGUCGUGCGGGUUUGCAACUGCCGGAUGGUGCACAUGCCAGGAACUGCUGAUAUCUGUCCUCCAAAUAAAAUCAACUGUGUUGACAAAGCACUUGCACAGCUCCAGAAGAUCAGCGGAGACACCUGUCCAUGCGAGACGCCCUGUAAUCUCACCCGUUACGGCAAAGAGCUCUCCAUGGUCAAAAUUCCCAGCAAGGGCUCUGCACGCUAUCUCUCCAGGAAAUACGACAAGUCAGAAGACUACAUCAGAGACAAUUUCCUCGUACUGGACAUCUUCUUUGAAGCUCUGAACUUUGAAACAAUAGAGCAAAAGAAAGCCUAUGACGUCGCAGGUUUAUUAGGUGACAUCGGUGGACAAAUGGGUUUAUUCAUUGGAGCCAGCAUCCUGACUAUCUUAGAAAUACUGGAUUAUAUCUAUGAGGUCUUCAAGCAACGACUACAACGUGUUCUGAGGCCGCGAAAAGAGGAAAAGAAGAGCAAGCCGCAACCACAGCCCGCCACCGUUGCGACAGUAGGUCUGGAAGAGAUGAAAACAGAGGAUCCCAACGCCAUGACGCGGAGUCACCCAGAGGGUGCGUACGCCAACACGAUGCUCCCAAAUCACCACCACCACCCUCACCAUCAUCACAGCGGACACCAAGGGGUGUUUGAGGACUUUACAUGCUAAAUCCAACCAUAGUUUCCAUUAUUUACUUUGCAUUGACAACUGAAGGGAGAGAAGAGCAGUGUUUGCCAACAUCGAGGAAAGAACUUCUGCAUUCAACGCCAGUUCUUUGCUGCCAUCAGUGAAAAGCUCCAGCCAAAGUCCAACACCAAACUUGUGAUGCUGACAAAGCACUUGUAUGUACAGUAUGUAGGCACAAAUUGGACACCAUGUUAAGUUUUGUUUGGUUUUGUAAGGAUGGGACCCCUUUAACUUUGUCUUGCCUCAAGUGGGAAGUCAGGCACUUUGUUAGGACCAAUUUUUCAUGCGUUUCCUUUCCUAAAAGGAAGAAUGCAUGAACCCUUGACGCAAUUUAUCGUCCCAAAACAAAUAACAAUAUGAUUUAUUGGUUGAUUUGUUUCUAUUUAAGCCAUCUUGAGCCAUUUUUCUUAAAGCUAUUGCCUUUGGAGUACAGACUGUACUGCUGUCAUUGCAACAUUAUGAAAUAUCUAAUCAUUUAAAUAGAGACUAAAAUCUAUAUGGUCUAUAUUGUAUACAAGAGAAACUCUGAAGUAAAACAAAGCUCUUUUUGUGCUAUAGUCAUUCAAUUAUUAUUAAGAUGUAACUGUAUGAUUUUAUUUUUUAUUUUUUUCCCCCCCCGGAAAAUCGAAGCAGCAUCUUUCCGUAGUCUGAUUUGUGGUAAAGGUGGUAGAAUGUCACAUUACACUUUGUGACAUGAACAUUGUAAAAAAGAAAAAAAAAAAGAAACAAGAAAGAAAGAGAGAUUCUGUUUUAAUGGUUGUUGUUUAUAAUGAAUUAAUAUAUAACUUAAGUAACCAGUUUGUUAUUUAUACAUUUUAGAGAAAUAAUUUGAUAUGCAAUCACGAUUGUAGCAAUUGAUGUACACUGAAAAUCUGCAGAUGAUUAAGAAUAUCAAUACAUUUGUACAGGUAAGAACAAUGACUCUGGAUUGUGGACAUUAUUUCCCUAUACAGUAUGUUCUUGUUUUGAAUAUUUAAGGCCAAAUUAUACCGGACACGUUUGUUGUACAGAUCCGCCGAGAUAUAGCGGCGAAGCCAAUCCGUUUCCAUUCUAUUAUAUUGUUCAUAUUAUACCGGCCGCAUAUAAGCUCCGGAUUGAUGCGGACCAUCUCCAACGUGCCGGAGCACGCCAGAUGCUUUUUAUUUUCUGUUUUUGUUAGCGAAGCAUCUUUGAAAAUGGGCGGAGCCAGGCCUGAAGUCAAUAGGCCAGGUGCUUAUUCACGUUUUAAAUACUAAUGAACAUGGACGAUGAAUGAUUCAUUAUGGAGGUGGAAAGUCACAAAGUGAUUUACGACACAGCAAAUCCUUUUCAUAAGGACAACUUUAAGAAGGGAUCUACACACAAUCCCAUCAUGGUGCAGGGUAAUGGCUGCUAGUCUGGGACCUGGCAGGCAUAGUAACAGGGUGGUAGGUGGGUCCCACACUUUUUCUUUAUGGCGUGGCUCCCGGGGCGUGGCCUCCUCUCUGCCUGGGCUUCCGGCCGCUGGGGUGGGGCUCCGAUCACACACCGCCCGCGGGGGCUUCACUGCAUUCUCCUGCUUCCGCCUUUUCCUCUCUUUUCUGCCUGGGUAUCCACCCUACGCUCCGGCGCGGGUCGCUCACUGGGUGCCAGUGUGUUGGCUGGGUAUCGCCUGCUCCGGUGGGGUGUGUCGCCCUGCCUAGGGCUUGGUGGGUCGCUGGUGGUCCAGCAAUGUGCCGUGCCGGGUGGGAGUGGAUUUGGGGGGUGGUGGCUCGUCCCCUUAUCCCAGGGGUCGGGAACCUAUGGCUCGCGAUCUGGCUCUUUUCACGGCUGCAUCUGGCUCGCAGACAAAUCUUUAACUAUUUAAAAACUAAAAAGUUUCGCAAUACUCCUUUGCACAUUGCGCGAAACGACGACGGUCACCAGUCGGAUGCUGGUUUUGUGCAGUAAUGAGCAGACGUGUCUUUUGCGGUGUAUAUUAACAUUUUUAAUGCUCCAACGACCCUCUUGCAAUUCGCACUAGAUAUAAUCAAAUAGCAACCUAGAUGUGCUACGUUAGAUCUAGGGUCGCCACCUGUCCCUUAAAAUAAGGAACAAUCAGAAAUUGGGAAUUAAAUGUUGCAUCCCGUAUUGAACUAAUACAGAAUAUAAAUGAAUAGAUACAUUUCUAUGCAUUUUAGGAGUUUUGGGGAUGUCCCUUUUUUUUCUCUGCCUGUACAGUUUUGGGCACGAGAGGGGCGUCCCGUAUUUCUUAUUUCUGAAAGGUGGCAACCCUAGUUAGAUCCCCCCAAGUCCUAUGCCAUUGGCUGCGUGGGCCCAGGUUGAUCAUGGGACACGUAGUCCGUAUACUACAACCGGCGACUAGAAAGCCGGUUCGCAGUAAUUUUAGAGGGAAAAUGGCAAACAUACAGUCAUUGUCUCUAUCUAUAUUUUUAUUUAUCAAUCACAAUGGCAACGCAGAUGAGGCAGCGACACUGUUCAAGUGGGGUCGCUAUAUUUUGCCGUUGAAAAUAGCGGCCGAUGUGCGCAUGUGCGUGAAGUAAAUUUCCCUCAUUUUUAGAUUUUUUUUCCACGUUUGUCAGCUAAUUUUAAAACCCCUUUUGAGAAGAUGGGAAAAAGAAAAAAAGUUGAGGAGUAUCGUACUUUUAACCAGGAACUGACAGAGGAAUUUGCCUUUGUGGAGAUUUUUUGAUGACUUUUCGGAUACAGACCGUCAUAAUGUCAAAUCAAAUUGAGACAACGCUAGUGAAGAACAUAAAUGCGGCACCAUUUUUUCUCAAACUUUAGAUGAGUCAACAGACGUAAGCAAUUUAUCCCAAUUCAGCGUGAUUGCAAGGUUUUGACUAUGAAAGGGACAACAAAGGGGGGGGGUUUAUUCCAAGUUUAUUCAAGGGGCCGUUUACAUGGUGACUCUCCGAGAAUACGAAAAAUGUCAAAGUUGCAUUUGCAUUUGCGUCUCUAUUUGAACAAUGUCGCAAUUCCGCAUAAAAACGAUGUAGUAUUCAUGCCAGGCCCCAGGGGGCAGUGCAGAUUUACUGGGCGACAGAGAAUGAUGCACUUUGACCCCACCAAGCUCCCUCAGCCCGGAAAAAAAAUAUGCCCGCCCACUCAAAGCAAUGUCAUUUUUCUUUUGCUCAAAAAGGCACAAAAAUUGAAACGUUUAACAUAUUUAAUUUAAAAAUAUUAUUAAAACAGUAAAUUAAGGCCGACAUUCCGCCAUAUUUGCUGUUUUUAAUGUUUAGUAGCACCGCUGCGCACGCCCAAUGUGACGUGUAUGAGUGCUGACGUUAACGACGCGGUCUCGCGCUGCAGGAGUCUUUGAUAUGCAUGCCGAAGAAGCCCCCAUCAACCCCCCGCAAUCGGAUUCUUCCACUUUGGAGGCAGGAUUCAGAAUUUUUCGUCUUCGCCGACACCAUAUGCACGCGAGGCGAGUCCGCAACUCAGUCAUUGCGUCUUUGUGUCGCAAAGUCGCCAUGUAAACUGCCCCAAAGUCUGUGCGUGGUGUGGAAAAACAAGAUUAGUUGUGCUUCGUGAACAUGGAAAGAGACGCGUCCUAAGUUUCUCAACGCCUGCAUGAAGCUUAACCCCUCCAAGUAUCAACCAGAAUACAAAGCCAUCAGAAAAACCAUGUAGCACCAGAAGUCGCAUUAAUGGUAAUAAAUGCUCAUCAUUGAUUAACAACAGCAUAACAAUGUCAUUAAAAAUAAUUCAGAGACCAACCCAAACCCUUGUACUUUAAAAGUGUUGAAAUUACAUAAAAUGCACACAUUGCUUGUAUUUUUAGUUUGCAUAUUGUAUGGCACUUACGGAAUUACAUUUUUUAAAAUGUGGUGUCCAUGGCUCUCUCAGCCAAAAAGGUUCCCGAUCCCUGCCUUAUCCCAUCCCUGAGGGCCAGUUCAUGGGGCGCGGAUGGCCCGGCGGACCACCCUGGAUCCCAACGGCCCCUUUGCUGGGCUGCGGGAGGAGGGAUGUGCUGCGCUGAUGGGAUUCAUGCAUGGCUUGGUGCAAUUAGACACACUCAAGUAGAAAACUUCAGUGUCAUCGAUGAGACAGCAUAGAAUAGGAUGCCAACAUACUCACACUCACAAGGGAUUCACACAAAUACUGAGUUUUAGACCACAUGGCUGAUUUGUGUACACUCCACCCCUCCAAAUCAUUUAUCUUUCAGCCCCCCCUCUCUUUCCAUGGUCAUCAGGUCCCCCUCAUGGUGUCAACCAGAAAUACAACUAGCUAACGAUAGCACCAACAUAUUCAUAGUUAGUGUCAGCCAAAUAAUCAGGAUCGUUACGGGCUCCUGCAGAGCUUGCUGAUGAGCUGAUCAUUUGAUUCAGGUGUGUUAUUGGAUGCGAACUAUAGAUAAUCAUAGAGGAUAGGGGGGAUAAAAACAGUGAUGAAUGUAUGGCAGCCGCCGGCCGUCCAGAUCACCGGCCGUUCUGUGAUCCUCCAGAAGCUACAGAUUACCAGUCCGCCCCUGCCUGGUGUAGGCGUUCAAUGUAUUUCUUGUUGUUUGUGCUUCUUUUGUCUCCCUGUCUCCCUCUUUUCUUGUUCCCCCAUAACCCCUUCCUGUUCGCUGCCUUCUCCUAAUAGAAAAAAGUAAAAGGAGAAAAAAAGGAAUCUGCAUGGCACGCCCUACCAGAUCUAUGAGGAUGGACGGUUAGUUAUGCAAAUUAUAUAAUUUAAAACCGUAAAUAAAUAGUACAGAACGGGUUGUUGACGUGGUCGGGGUGUCACAAACCCAUGAAAAGCAAAAAUAAUUCGGGGAAAAAAAAUGCUCAGUCAAAUCAAGUCCGCCUCUCUCUCUGCUUCUCUGUUGAGUACAAACUCCGUGUGUUUAGCGUUGUUUUUAAUGCCACAUUAUCGCGUGCGAUCACACGAGACCUCACGACGGGACAGAGCUGCCAGACCGCAGUUGUGCGCAGCCGGUAUGUUUUGUCCCAUUUUUGACGUACUGCGGAGCACGCAGUCAACACGGAGCUUGGCGGAUCCGUACUGCAAACGCCUCUGGUAUAAUUUGGCCUUUAUAUGAAGAGUGGAAGCUUAAAAUCCUGAGACCCUUUGUGGUCGUACAGUUGGGAAUGUAACUUUUAUUUUUUUACAGAAUCAACAAGAUAUAUUGUGCAGUAUAUGUGUGCGGGUACUUUACAAAUUCAGGGUUCCCAAGGCCUGGUGGACCUUUAACCCUGGAAUCUGAUGAGCACAUACUUCAAUGAGAAAAUGAUGACUGUGGACUAGCUAUUUUUGGGGCAGUGGCAAAAGUACAUACGUUUUAGGGAUCAAUUCAACAUUGGUGUGGAGCACCAGAGACAAUCAUUGUUAGCUCACGUCAGAAAGAUUUCCUGUAUGACACGAAAGAUUUGGGUACUGAGAUUUUAAAAUAAACGUUGUAGUCAAAUAUAAUUAAGCUUUGGUUACUGCACACUCAAGAUAGGUAAAUCCUUUAAAAGCAAUAGGAUUGCAUUUGCUCUUUGGAUAUAUUGAAAUUUUUAGUUUAGUGUUUGAACAGUUGCUGAAGCUGCUUUUCAGAAGAUUCAAAUAGUAAAGCAAUCCUCCCGAAAAACAGCAAAUAUUCAUCUUUUUCACAUGUAAUAAAACUUGAAGUGUUCCAUAUCUACAAUUGAUUUAUAGUACACGAUGCAGAAAAGUGAAGUAAUUGUAUCCAAUUUUUGAAUAAAGAUUUACAAUUUCUGUAUAUGUGUGCCCAAAAAAAAAACAAUAGUGGCUGUAUAAUAUCAUGGUAAUCAUGUGUAAGCAAAGUAUUAGGGGUGAACGUUUUGACAAUAUUUAAUUUCCUGUUUUACAUUCAUUUUCACAGUUACAGUAUUUUCAAACGCGAGCAAUAAUAAAAGGCUUGAACAGUUGUUUCGUUUCGGCCAAAAGCUUCUGCUUGUUGAGAAGUGGGCUCAGCAAGGUUAACACCACCAUACAGUGUUCAUAUAUCAAAUUUUUGCUUGCAAGUCAAAGCAAAAAAAUCAGCCGAACAACCGCCUCUUGGGUUGCCAGUAAACGACAGGGCAGUAUCGGUCCAAUUUUCAUACUAACGUCGUAACGCGUGUUCGCGGCUGGAUUACGGAUCGAGUAAAUUUAAAUACAGAAUAUAAAAUUUACAAAUGACAAAAUAUUCUAUCCAAUAGUUUUCGUCACACAUUCCACAGUCGUGGAAUUGUUCACAAUGAGAUACCACACACAGCCAUCUGUCAACUCUCCUACCCCUGUCAAGUAAUCAUGGGCUGCAUAUGACUGUUUAAUAUUCAUAAUCAUGUGUCACUUUGACAUUUUCAAAAGGUUCCCAAUCGCACUCUCUGAUGGCAUCCCACACAGGCCAUGCAUAACAAUCCUUUCCUCUGUCAUCAAUAAUAGUGGCUGCUCGCAGACAAGUCGCACAGGGGGUUGGGGUGUUGAGAAGAAUACAGGACAGUUUUUACUGCGGAAUUUGCCUGAACGGGAGUCAAUGAGCAUUUGUUGUCAUUUUUCGUCUCACCAUCUUUGUUUUCAACCCAGACAACCUGCUUGGCUUACAUGUGUAAGGGCCAUGUUCAUAUGAGAGCUGGGGUCAUGUCUGCAUGCUGCCGGGCACAAUGUCAGGCCUCGGACUUGUAAGCACAGCAGACAGGACAGCAUGAGGCCUGCAUUCCUGGGAUUCCAAGACCCUUUGGAGUUUGGUCUCUGGGCAAGACUUUGCACAAACAUUUGUCACAUGAUGGCAUUUAGACAGUAAUGAAUACGUUUCAGCAACAAAGUCACGAUAUAUUUUAUUUAUAUUUUAGGU